AUGAUCAUUCGAAGCUUUCCGGUGUCUGCUCUUCAUUCAGCAAAGAGACUGGGUAUUCAACGGGUCACGACCUUUCUGCCGGCAGGCACCAUGCCUGUAGUUCCGAGCGGGCCCUGGCAUCGUGCCAAGACCGUUAGUAGAGGCGGCGGAGUCAGUAGCGGCGUUGGUAGUACCGGUGGUGGAAAUGGGGCCCCGAGGGGGCCUGGCAUUGGUGUUGUCGUUGGCGGAAGGGGUGGUGGGAUCAGUCGACGAAACCGUGGUGCGUCCAACUCAAGUAGUGGCCUGUCUCCCGGAGGCCUUGUUCGUCAUGAUGAAAUGCUCGAUGUGCUCCGCCUUCGGGCUUAUACAUUGCAAAUGCUAAAACUAGCAUUUGAUCCGGAUGAGGUUGGCCAUGAGCUUCGGGAAGAGUUGCGAAGUCUCCUCAAAAGCUUGCGAUACCCAGCCACACUUCGGCUUGGUUUCAAUCCAGCUCCGCCUUAUCUUGUUAUAACUGGAAACGGCGGCAGUGGCAGCGAUGGUACCCAAGGUGAACGGGUCUCCGAAGCUGGUAGGCAAAUGAGAAGCAACACUCUGUUAAUUGGGGAGCCAAGCCAGUAUGCCUGGUCCCAACAGCGCCAAUUGUCUGGACAGCAACAGCCUUCGGCCUCUGUGGAGAGUAUGCUGCAGCUCUUACCGAAAAAGCAGAAUUCCUUCAGGUAA
This is a messenger RNA of Protopolystoma xenopodis, 699 nucleotides long. Lineage: Eukaryota; Metazoa; Platyhelminthes; Monogenea; Polystomatidea; Polystomatidae. The record is from the annotation of a GenBank genome assembly.